This is a messenger RNA of Aspergillus nomiae NRRL 13137, 2874 nucleotides long. RefSeq names its product putative pre-mRNA splicing factor. Gene Ontology annotation, molecular function: DNA binding; catalytic activity. The transcript has 2 exons. Gene Ontology annotation, cellular component: nucleus. NCBI's taxonomy places the organism in Eukaryota, Fungi, Ascomycota, Eurotiomycetes, Eurotiales, Aspergillaceae. The coding region runs from base 1 to 2874 and encodes 957 amino acids. The record is from RefSeq and is a predicted model, not a curated record. Gene Ontology annotation, biological process: DNA repair.
AUGAAUAACAUACUCAAGCGAGUUGUUUCCCUGUUCUCUGUCAAAGAACCCCAAAGGGACGUUCCUCCAGCGGAGCGCGACGAAACCCCCGAUCAGUCUCCGACUAUGGAUCAUCCCAAGCCUGUCGCCGUUGUUGUCUCUCCUCCCGUCUUCGACCUCGAUUCCUAUGAAUCCUUCGAUGAGGAUUACUUUCGACGCACGGUUGAUGAGAUUCUCUCCGAUCAAGCUAGUUUUGAGAAUAGCUUUGAUGAAUAUCACGGCGCUAAGAUGAUGGAUGGGACAUGUGAUCGGGGGACUAGUAUGAUGGGGUGUUCUGCUCCUGGGAGCUCGGGGUCUAAGGCGUCGCCCUAUUUUCCGAGUAAGGUGGCUAGGAAGAGGCCUGUGGCGCAUAGGGUUAUUCGGAAGGUUGAGAGCACAGAUGAAGAUGACUCGGAGGAGGAUGAGGAGACCCUGAUCUUGGAAGAGGCUGAGGGGAUUCAUGAUGGCCAGGGUGGGGGCAAAGUGGUCGAACGGGAGGGUCCUGCUGAUUCUGUCGCUAAGAUUAAACUUGAGGAACUUGAAAAAGGUGGACUCGGGGAUGAUGGUGUUCGUGUUCCGAAGGACGAGGUCGGGCCUGCAGCUCGGGCUCCCUCUGUGAUUGAUGUCGAUGCCUGCGAUGAUGAGGAUCUUGAGGAACUCUCAGAGGAGAGGUUCGUUUUCGCGUCUGUCUCGGAGGAGGAACAUGACCGUCUUGUUAAAUUCCUUCUUGAUCACCCUUUCAUGCGCGAAGGUGCGUAUCCAGUGAAACGGUCUGCGCGGCGCAGGUUCGUAAGUGAUGUGCGACGAGAGGCGUCUAUCUCUGGCAUGGAUGAAGGUGCCCUUUGUGUACUCAUAAAGUGGAUCAAGAAGACAUAUCUCGAAGUUUGCGUGGUUGCCGACGCUGACAAGGAAGGAUCGGAGUUCGGGGAUGAGAUUGAUGAGAAGAUGGUUGAACAUCGAUCACCAAGAGAGUUGAAGAAAGAACGAAAGAGAAAGAGGACUAGUAUUGAUCAGGCAAGAGGACAGGCCAAGACAAAGAAGACGAAAAGAUCUGACAUUUCGAUGGUUCCUAGCAAACACGACGUACGAGAGGCCAUAAAUGUUGAUAGCGACGAUUCUGCGAUUGCGAUAUCGAAGUCCCUCUCCGCGAACAUCCAUGUCAAAGAAAAGGACCCAGCUCCCCAGACUGAUCUCCAACACACACCUACCUCCCAUCGAGUGAAUCAUGGGAAUGUACAAGCUGGAAGACCGGUACUUGAACAUGUUACUCCCAUAACACCAACUACCCCUUCAAUACAGAAGCGCAAUAAACAGAGCAUCUCUCGCAAGAAGCCAUCGCCGUCAAUGCCUCGACAUUAUAAUUCCACCCCUAAUCAUGAUGUCAAAAGCAAUGAGGGAAAUCUACAAGUAUCCCAAGAGCGCAUUUCGCGGAACGACUCGUCUAAAAAGCGUAGCGUCUCUUAUGACGCAGAUCCGCCGAGCUCAUAUUCGAAAAAUCCGAAAUCGCCAAGUAACUUAAAGAAUAUCGCUGGAAGCCGCAAAAAGAAGCACGGAAAGAAAGACAAAAAGCGACAUCUCCGGAAAGAAAUUAUAAGGUCUGAGACGAUGCCUGAGAUUAGCCCUCUUUCCCGGAAAGGUGACCAACGUGCCACUGCCACUCGCAGUGUCCAUGGACGACCCAUUUUGGGUUAUGGAUUUUUGAAGCCCAAUGAUUCGCAAGGAUUGACCACCUGCGCUGAGGUAAGGUCGAAGUAUUUUAGGAACCCCUCAAGGCAGACAAAGUUGCCAAAACAUUCGAUACCUGAAGAAACGCUGCUUAUUUUCAAGGAGCUUGGACUGCCACCCGACAUCCUUUCGUCUGACUCUGGUUUGAGUGAUGUACCUGAUGAUACCACUUCUAUUAACGAUAAUGCCUCCUUGUCACAUCCCACAUUACGUAUAUCACCCCCAAGAGAUCAUCUUGCGGAGAGGUCCACGGAGUCUCCCAGGACUCCGGUCAAGGGCGCCUCUCCGGUUAGAUCUUGCAUCGAUCUUCCAAAACCAGCACUUGGCAGACCCGCCAAAGUGUCGCCCUACUUCCCCCAGCCGCUUGUGGAUCCUGAAUCAUGCAUACCAUUCCCUCCUAUCGAUGCUGACUCAUUCGGUCUGGUUCAAGAGCAGCUUGCACACGAUCCGUUCCGCCUGCUUAUCGCGACUAUAUUUCUAAACAGAACUCGAGGAGGGGUUGCUCUUCCCGUCUUGUUCAAGGUUUUUGAGCGAUAUCCUACUGUCGAGGCAAUGGCUACAGCGAACGUAUGUGACCUUGUGGAUAUGAUACACUGUCUUGGGUUCCAGAAUCAGCGGACGAGGAAGUGUAUUAGUCUCGCGCAGAUGUGGAUGUCUCACCCACCGAAAAAAGAUGAAAGAUAUCGCAAACUCCACUACCCCUGCAAAUUAGACGGACGGGAUGUCCGACCACAAGAGUGUAUUGAUGAUGCAGACCCACGUGUGGCCUGGGAGGUUGCACAUCUACCCGGGGUGGGGGCUUAUUCUCUGGAUAGCUGGCGAAUCUUCUGCCGAGAUGAGUUGCGAGGCCUAGCCAAGGAUUGGAAAGGGUCUGGUGCAGCUACGGCCGACUUUGUUCCAGAGUGGAAAACAGUUCUGCCACAUGAUAAAGAGCUGCGGGCAUAUCUGACUUGGAUGUGGCUUAAGGAGGGUUGGGUAUGGGAUCGUCAGACGGGACAUAAAACUCGAGCCAGUGAGAAGAUGAUGCGAGCUGCACGCCGCGGCGGAGUAGCUCUUGAAGAGAAUGGGAAUUGGAUCCUGGAGACCUCGCCAGUGAAGAAAGCUGCAAAUGGUCUGACUACGUGGGAUUAG